UCUCCAACACGCCCUAACUAAAUAAAAAUAGAAAGAAAAUAAAAAAAUUAAAGUUUGGGGGUGGGGGGUUCUAUAUAUAUUCAACCCUCAAACGACCCACACUCAUACCACUUCUUCCUCUCCUCCUUUCCUUUCCUUUUGUAUCCUAAUCAUUGUCAAUUACACAUCCUCUUCCUCUUCUUGAAAAAACAUGGAUGGAAGCUGCAUAGAUGAAAGCACAACAAGUACUGACUCUAUAUCCAUUUCUCCGGCGACCCUUUCGCCGUUACCGGCCACCAAGUCGCCUGAGAGUCUCUGCCGUGUCGGAAGCGUGAUAACCAGCAUAAUCUUGGACUCUGAAAGCGGAAUCGAAGCUGAAUCCCGUGGGAAGCUCCCGUCCUCCAAGUACAAGGGAGUUGUUCCCCAGCCCAACGGCCGAUGGGGUGCCCAGAUUUACGAGAAGCACCAGCGGGUCUGGCUCGGCACUUUCAACGAGGAAGACGAAGCCGCCAGGGCCUAUGACAUCGCCGCGCAACGUUUCCGCGGCCGCGACGCCGUCACCAACUUCAAACCGUUGGCGACGACCGAAGAGGAUGACGUGGAGACGGCGUUCUUGAACUCUCAUUCCAAGGCUGAGAUCGUCGACAUGCUCAGGAAGCACACGUACAAUGAUGAGCUGGAGCAAAGCAAGCGUAACCGCGGCUUGGACAGCAAUGGGAAAAGGUCUAAAGCCGACGGCUCUGCUGCUGCCUCGUUCGGCUCAGCCGGGUUUCUGAAAGCGCGUGAGCAGCUUUUCGAGAAAGCUGUUACGCCGAGCGAUGUCGGCAAGCUGAACCGGCUCGUGAUCCCGAAGCAACAUGCCGAAAAGCACUUUCCUUUACAAAGCGCAAGCACUUCCAAAGGCGUACUCUUGAAUUUCGAGGAUAUUGGAGGCAAAGUGUGGAGGUUUCGGUACUCUUAUUGGAACAGCAGCCAGAGUUAUGUGCUGACCAAGGGUUGGAGCCGGUUCGUGAAGGAGAAGAACUUGAAGGCCGGUGACAUUGUUAGUUUUCAGCGCUCGACCGGACCGGACAAGCAGCUUUACAUCGAUUGGAAGGUGAGGACGGAGUCCGUUGUCGUCGGGUUAUCAAACCCGGUUUUCCCGGUUCAGCAGGUUCAGAUGGUUAGGCUUUUUGGGGUCAACAUUCUGCAAAUACCUGUCGGUGGGGUCGUGGAGAGUAUUGGUGGCUGCCAUGGGAAGAGAAUGAGAGAGAUGGAGCUGUUGGCGUUAGAGUGUAGCAAGAAACCAAGAAUGGUUGGAGCUUUGUAACAAUUUUUUUUUUAUUUGUUUAUUUUUUUUUUGUUCUCUCCAUCGUUCUCUUUGUUUUUGUUGUUCUUUUUUGGCCUUUUGUGAAUGGUGCGAGGAAGGAGGGGAAUGGGAAGUGGCGACGGGAAAGGAAAGUGGCGGUGCAGCUGCAGCCUGCAAGUUGCAAAAGGUUGAAGAAUUGUACAUUACAAAACAAAAGCCUGAAGAAAGCUUAAAUUAGGUGCAACAAAUAUUACAAAUGAAAAAAAAAAAAAAAAAAAGGGAAUUUACAAAGUUGUUUUGUUCAUGGUUUUGGACU
This is a messenger RNA of Corylus avellana, 1583 nucleotides long. Its product is annotated as AP2/ERF and B3 domain-containing transcription factor RAV1. Lineage: Eukaryota; Viridiplantae; Streptophyta; Magnoliopsida; Fagales; Betulaceae. The record is from RefSeq and is a predicted model, not a curated record. Gene Ontology annotation, biological process: regulation of DNA-templated transcription. Gene Ontology annotation, molecular function: DNA binding; DNA-binding transcription factor activity.